This is a messenger RNA of Penicilliopsis zonata CBS 506.65, 1869 nucleotides long. RefSeq lists its product as hypothetical. The transcript has 5 exons. The record is from RefSeq and is a predicted model, not a curated record. Lineage: Eukaryota; Fungi; Ascomycota; Eurotiomycetes; Eurotiales; Aspergillaceae. Gene Ontology annotation, molecular function: oxidoreductase activity; FAD binding. Bases 1 to 1869 code for a protein of 622 amino acids.
AUGUACGAGGGCCAUACUUGGCACCCCUGGACUAGCACCUUCGUGGGCUCGGAAAAGGUUCCAGACACAUUCAAGGAGCCGGCGCUGGACGCUGCCAUAUUCUGGUUCCGUCCUCUACUGUUUGCCGAUACCCCCGGCGAUGAAUGCUGGCCGUCAACAGCAUCUUGGAACACCCUCAACACGACCGUCAACGGCAAGCUGUUGCACAACAGACCUCUAGCCGAACCGUGCUACCCGGGCGACAACUACGACGCCGAUGCCUGCCAGUACAUCAGCGACCAGUGGACCAACGCAACCAUUGUUAGCGAGAAUGCCGUGGGAUACUCGUACCCGCUGGUCACAACAUGUCCGCCCAUCAACACCACUGUCGCCGCGUAUCCGAUCUGUGAUCUCGGUACUGCACCCGUGUACACCAUCAACGCAACGGAGGCGGCGGACGUCGCGGCGGGGAUCAAGUUUGCCAAGGAGAACAAUAUCCGUUUGGUGAUCAAGAAUACCGGGCAUGACGGGAGAGGAAGAUCACAAGGUUAUGGAUCUCUAAUGAUCUGGAUCAAGUACAUCGAUAGUGGCCUCGCCUAUCAACCGCGGUAUAACUCGUCUUGUGCGUCAAACUGGACCGGAGCAGCUUUCACCGUCGGAGGUGGAUAUAUAUGGGGAGACGUGUACGACGCUGCUGCGGAGCAUGGAAUGGUUGCCGUUGGUGGUGAUGAUCGGACCGUCGGAGUGAUUGGAGGAUAUAUGCAAGGUGGCGGUCAUGGCCCCGCCAGCCACGACUUUGGCCUUGCAGCCGACCAGGUGCUGGACAUGACUGUGGUACUGGCCACGGGCGAGACGGUGACGGCCAACGCAUGUCAAUAUGCGGAUCUGUUCACGGCGCUGCGCGGCGGCGGUGGCGGGACCUAUGGCGUCGUCAUCUCUGCAACCAUCAAGCUGCACCCCAGUGCUCCCAUGAUCGGCCAGGUACUCAGUGUCGUACCCCUGAACGCGAGUGUGGCAGCGUUGCUCAACGUCUCCGCACAAAUUACCGCCAGGUAUCCCACCGUCAUGGACGCUGGGUUCUCCGGAUACGGAUAUCUAGGAACCAGCUCGUUGCUCGACCCGUCCCUGACGGCUGAGGGGCUCUACACUCACACGAUCGCCAAGAGGUUGCCCGACACCAAUACCAGUGCCAGUUGGGAGGCUGCCAAGGAGGAGCUGGAAGAUAAACUGGUGGCCGAUCUAAUAGCCUACAACAGCACGGACCUCUACGUCAGCGUCGAGUACUACAACUUCUCCUCCUUUGUCGACUACUACGAUGCGAUUGGUGGGGGGGAGUCGAGCGUCGGCACGAGCGACAUCCUCAUCACCUCGCGGCUGUUCGACAAGGCAUCCCUGGAAGACAACGCGGAAAAUCUGGCGGAAAUGAUGCAUACGAUCUUUUCUACCGAGGGAGACAACAGCACCCUCACGCUCGAGGGGGUCGUGCUCAACAACUGUCUAGUAGCGGGCGGUCAAGUGCUGGAGGAGACCCCCUACACCUCUGUGCAGCCCUCAUGGCGGCGGGCGUACGUUCUGGCCAACCUCAUCGCCUUCUGGGGCCCAGGCCUCGACACGCUGGAGAUCCAGCGCGUUCGUGACGACGUCACCUACCGCAAGAUGGACGCCAUGCGCAGGCUCACCCCUGGGAUGGGCAGCUACUUAAACGAAGCCGACUCGCUGGAUCCGCAGUGGAAGGAGGACUUUUACGGCACCAACUAUGACUGGCUGACAGCCGUCAAGCACAAGUAUGACCCCGACGGUGUGUUUUAUUGCUAUCGCUGUAUCGGCAGUCUGGGGUGGUCAGAGGAUGUGCGGAAUAGCCUGGGAUAUGGGCCAUUGUGUCAGACUUGA